This is a messenger RNA of Verticillium alfalfae VaMs.102, 1713 nucleotides long. RefSeq lists its product as hypothetical. Bases 1 to 1713 code for a protein of 570 amino acids. The transcript is spliced from 4 exons. The record is from RefSeq and is a predicted model, not a curated record. Gene Ontology annotation, molecular function: endopeptidase activator activity; ubiquitin binding; proteasome binding. Lineage: Eukaryota; Fungi; Ascomycota; Sordariomycetes; Glomerellales; Plectosphaerellaceae. Gene Ontology annotation, biological process: ubiquitin-dependent protein catabolic process. Gene Ontology annotation, cellular component: cytoplasm; nucleus; proteasome regulatory particle, lid subcomplex.
AUGUCGAUCCUACCACUCAUCACCUUCAAGGCCGGCAUGUGCGAUGUCGAGACCUCAUCCACUUCUGCUGGCGCGAACGCGAUCAACCCAUGGACGACCCCGAGCUCGACCUCGUCAUGGUGCCCACGGACGGCCAGUUUAUUCCACACCACAGCGGCGACAAGGCAUCCUCCAAGACGAACGGCCGUAUCUUUUGUCCUCAAGUUUGCUUCCUCGUCCGCCCGACACUUCUUCUGGCUGCAGUCGAAGCCCCAGUCCCCCAGCGGCGAUCCCAGCUGGUUCAGCCCCCGGGAUCGCAAGAUUGGAGACAUAGUCCACGAGCUGCUGCAGGGUGAGGACGUUGACGUGCAGCGCGAGCUCGCACCAGUGUCGGGCGGAAACCAGGGCGAUGACGAUGAUGACGACGAUGACGAGAUGGAGGAUGCCGACAACGACAGGUCCGGCCGCGCCGCCUACAGGGGCGCCGGCGGUGGCGCCGGCGCCGACGCCACGGGAGGAGACGUCCGAGAAGAGGGCGAAGAUGCCCGAGAGGGCGGCAGCGACGGAGCACGAGCAGCUGGUUCGGGUGCGAGCGGGGCGCCGACGGAUGCCGAUGCUGCCGUCAGGAACUUCCUGCAGUCAUUGCAAGGGAACGCCGGACUCGGCGGUGCGCAGGGUGGCCAGCAGCAGCAGCAGGGGGCAGGCGGCGCCGACAAGGCUUUCCCGUAUCUCAACCACCUUCUGCCCAACGAGAUCACGAUUCCCAUGCUGCGCACCGCGUCGGAAGAGUACAUCGACAGCCUGCUGAGCUUCCUGCCGCCGGCCAUCCUGGUGCUCGCCACUGGUUCUGGCGACCUGGGGGACUCGGAGCCGACGGCAGACGCUGCGGCCGCGGCCAUGGCGUCUCUCAGCGUCGCGGAGAAGAAGACUGUGCUGGAGAGGGUGUUCAGGAGUCCUCAGUUCCACCAGGGGCUGGGCAGCCUGACGAUGGCCAUCCGCGACGGUGGCCUGCCCACGAUCGCCGAGGCUCUCACGAUCAAGGUCGCCAAUGGGGGGUACCUGCAGGGCGGCGGGAUGCCCCUCGGUGGUGGCGAGGCUGUUGAGGCUUUUGUCGAAGGCGUCAAGAAGACUGUGCAGGAAAAGAAGGAACAGCGGCCCCCACUCUUCAACGUCACUCUGGUCCCUGAGCUCCUGCAGCUUCAGGCAUCUCAAUCCCAGGCUUCUGAACUUUCCCAUCUUCCAGCUUCCAUCUUCCAUCUUUCACCCCUCAGCCUAGCCACAGCCGCGAUCAUGGCCGACGCAACAAUGCAUCCGCCGUUGCCCACGUCGGAGGACGCAUUCGCCCAGGACGAUCGCAUCUCCUUCUCUCGUCUCGACAACAAGUACAUCGCCGUCAACGACGAAGACGGCACCGAGCUCGAAUUCGACCAGGCCACCCGAAAAUGGGUCCUUCCCCCAGACCACGACGACGACAACCAGCGAGAGCUGCAACAACAGGACGCGCAUCUAGCCGACCUCGCCCAGAGCGGGAGCACCACCACGGCCCAGGACGUCAGCGCGUCACGGAAACGCAAAGAUGCGCCGCUGAACGGCAACGAGGUAUGCGCCGUCGUGCACGAAUCCGGACCGCGAGGCCAGCCCUUCGCCCAGGCCGGACCCUCUUUCUCCUUUGUCUCCUCCUCCUCCUCCUCUUCUUCUUCUCAUGCCUACGAAAGCAGCGCGCAGCCACCGUGA